CUUCUGUCCUGUGUGUAUGAGAGAGAGAAGGGGAAAGUGUGUGUGUGUGGAGAGGAGAGAUGGCUCCUUUUCCCGACGAGGUGGACGUGUUCACCGGGCCGCACUGGCGAAUGAAGCAGCUGGUCGGCCUUUACUGCGAUAAGCUGUCGAAGACGAACUUCUCCAACAACAAUGAUUUCCGCGCGUUCCUCCAGACUCUGUGUGCCACCUUCAAGGAGUUCAAGAUCCACGAGCAGAUCGAGAACGAGUACAUCAUCGAGCUGCUGCAGCAGCGCAGCCGCACCACCUACAACGUGCACUCUGACAACAAGCUCUCCGAGAUGCUGUCGCUCUUUGAAAAAGGCCUCAGGAAUGUCAAGAGCGAAUGUGAACAGCUGAACUAUGCACGGCAGCUGAAAGAGCGUCUCGAGGCUUUCACCCAGGACUUCCUUCCUCACAUGAAGGAGGAAGAGGAGGUGUUCCAGCCCAUGCUGAUGGAGUACUUCACCUAUGAGGAGCUGAAGGCCAUAAAGAGACAGGUGAUCGCACAGCACUGCAGCCAGCAGCAAUGGGACACAGCCGCCGAGGUGCUGAAGGGCUUGAACCUGUGGAGUCAGGCCGAGGAGCUGCACAAGGCCUUCAAAUACUCCGACCAUGAGAAGACCGAGGAUGAAUGUGACGGUCGUGCCAGCACUCACAUCUCGGUGCUGCCUCAGGAGGUCAUGGUGCGGCUGUUUCGUUACCUGGGCCCAGAGGACCUGUGCCGCUGCAGCCAGGUGUGCCAUACCUGGGCAGAGGUGGUUAAAACGGGCUCGCUGUGGAGACACCUGUAUCCAGUCCGCUGGGCCAGAGGUGAUUAUUACCGUGGUCCCCCAGGAGAGCCAGACCAGGAUCCUGAUGAAGACUGGGUUCGGAACCUGCAGGAGGAAGGACGAGCCUAUCAGGAGUGGGACGAGGACGCAGAUAUAGAUGAAUCUGAGGAAUCAUGUGAGGACUCACUGGCUAUCAGUGCUGUGCGCAAAGAAAAGAAGUUGCUGAAUGGAAUGAUCCAGAACCUUCUCCCAGCCAUGGGGUCAUCGGUUCGCACCCUCAGCCUGGCUUACAGUGCUGCCGUCUCCAGCAAAAUGGUGCGUCAGGUCCUUAAUCUUUGCCCAAAUCUCAUACACUUGGAUCUCACCCAGACUGAUGUUACAGAUUCAGCUUUUGAAAGUUGGGCGGAGUUGGGGGCGUGUCGAACACUCGAGCAUUUGGAUCUGUCAGGCUGUGAGAAGAUCACCGACUACACGCUGAAGAUGUUAUCCCUGGGUUUAGGUGACGUGACCACGCCCAGGUUUUCCAAGAACAGCCCCGAAUGCAAAACCAAGCUUCUGAAGACACCGCCGUCUGCCAUCAAACUUCUGGAUAAGCACACCGGUUAUUCUCUACAACGCGCACGCACAGCUCUCGUCUUUAAGUGGAGGCCUGGUGGGCGGAGCAUGAGCUGCAGCCCCGUUUGGGUUCUAGAUCCAGUCGAGCUCACUGACAUUGAGGAUGCAGCUGAUUGGACUCUAAGGGAAGGCGUGGUCGGACGCAACGAGGAGUGUCGUGGUAUUUUAGGGGUGCAGGCAAAAGGCGGGUUGUGCUGCUGUAAGAGGAGCAUGAGGCGGAGCUUUAGGACUGACAUUAGCUCCACCUACUUGCAGCAGCUGUAUGGCACGCUGGGGGAAAUGCAGUGUGGUCACUCUACAUGCUGCGGCUCAGACACCGCUUUAAGGACAGUGAAAGGAGCUCAGUGUGACCCUCAGGCCACAGGGGGCAGCACUGAGCUUUGGACUAAAUGCCCUUCUGAGGGCGAAUCAAGGACUGAUCAGUCAGGAGCCUGUCGAGCUCUGAGGUUCCUCAGCCUGUCAGGAUGCUAUCAGAUCACAGAUUUCAGCCUAAGGUGUCUCUCUCAGGGAGGAGGGCUUCCUCUGCUGGAGCACCUGAACCUCUCAGGCUGUCUGUUCAUCACUGAAGUGGGGCUGCAUGAGCUGGUGUCUGUGUGUCCCUCGCUUAAGGACGAACACUUCUACUACUGCGAUAACAUCAACGGUCCUCAUGCUGACAGAGCGAGUGGAUGUCAGAAUCUGCAGUGUGGCUUCAGGGCUUGCUGUCGCUCCGGAGAGUGAUCAUCAUUCCUGAAUGGCUGCGUUUGGGUUUUUUUUUUUUUCUCUCCGCUUUCACCUCUCUCUUCAUCUCAUGUUUUCCCCUUUCUCAUCUUCAGUAUUCUUUUUUGUUUUUCUUUUCUUUCCUCACUUCUCAAAUCCCUCUGUGUGUCUUCUGUCCUGUUGCACCUCCUGCGUUUGCACUUUAAAUAUCGGAGGGGUUCGGGCUGUCCUGUCACUCACAGGGUGUUUCAAUCGACACCUUAAAUGAUAUAUAUAUAUAUAUAUAUAUAUAUAUAUAUAUAUAUAUAAAAAGUAAAAUUUCCUGAAACCUUUGAGCAGAAAGGUGUUACUGAAGUCCUCAGAGUUCCUUCUCUCGCAUUCGGUAAUUUGGAACGAGGUUCUCUUUUAAUUUGGUGUGGUUUAAGGAAACAUUGCUUUUAAGCAGUGAAUACUUGUGAAGGUUGUGUGUGUAGUAAUUGUCUCACAAAGCUGCGUAGCCAGCUAUAGGAUCUACACUGCGUUUCUCCACCACUAGGGAAUAUUCAUCACAUCUUACCAUAUGAUUACUGUACAGUUAUGUUCUGUAAAUACAUGCUUUGCUUCUUUUCUCAUUCACUAAUGCAGACUCGGCAUAAGGAAACCAUUUCAGUAGCCUACCCAGGCUAAUGAGAGUGCAACAAAAAAUGAAUUCGACACCGUUUACUCCAAAUGUAGACAUUCAGCCAAUUGAACAUUGAAAUGUAAUUAUAACUGGAAAGAGUCGAGCUGCAGAAGUAACACUUCAGUUUCAUACAACAGCAGAAUCAGGCUGUAAUAAGGAAAUGUCAUGUAUUUAAAAAAUAAACACACAACUAUGAUGUUGAAUUCGUCUGAUCCAAAUUACAGAUGCUUGUCCUGACUGAUGCCAAACUGCUUCACCUGAGCAACUACUUAGGUAGAGCGCUCGUAUCUUUUUUUUUUUUUUUUUUUUUAUAUUUUUGGGGCUUUUUUUUUCACCUUUAUUAUUGGAUAGGACAGUGUAGAGACAGGAAAUGAGCAGGAGAGAGAGACGGGGAGGGAUCGGGAAAUGACCUCGGGUCGGAAUCGAACCCGGGUCCCCGGAUUUAUGGUAUGGCGCCUUAUCCACCUGAGCCACGAUGCCCCAGAGUGCUCGUAUCUAAUGGUCAAUUUGCAGAAAGGAGACGGGGCACCCAAGGUUUAUAUAGAACAAAAAAAAACAUUUUUCAAUCAUUUUGGUUAAAAAGCAAUUCAAAUGAUUGUGCGUUUAUCAAUAUUUUUGUUCAUCAGUCCAGUACAGCUGUGUGCAAGGUUAGCAGCUAUAAACUAGAGCGCAUGCUUGUUUUUACAUCCUGCUUCAGAGUCGAAUCGCUUUCUCAGAAGACACUCUCGGCCCAGGUAUUUUGGUCCGUACCUGAGUGUGAUUGCUGAGUUCUCACAUGCCCUGAAGUACUACACCGAGUUGGGGAAACACCCCAGGAUUCCAUUCAAACCCUCUAAACGCUGCUGCAUAUGUGAACGCAUCCAAAGACAAGCUAAACUCCAUUAACAUCACUCCAUUACUGUUGCACCUCCAAACAUACCUUGGCUGAUCAGCCACAUGGAAGUUGUGUGCAUUUUAGUUUUGGUUGAACGUUUUAUUCACACCCAGUUUAGUGUUAAACUGCAUUGCUUAUUGAAAUUAAACCUAUAAAUAAACAUUCUCCUUAA
Molecule: messenger RNA, 3812 nt
Organism: Neoarius graeffei (lesser salmon catfish)
Lineage: Eukaryota; Metazoa; Chordata; Actinopteri; Siluriformes; Ariidae
Gene: fbxl5
Product: F-box and leucine-rich repeat protein 5
Exons: 11
Coding region: 60-2126 (688 amino acids)
Biological process (GO): intracellular iron ion homeostasis; SCF-dependent proteasomal ubiquitin-dependent protein catabolic process
Cellular component (GO): SCF ubiquitin ligase complex
Molecular function (GO): protein binding
Source: RefSeq, a predicted model, not a curated record